Chironomus riparius is the source of this 1143-nucleotide messenger RNA. NCBI's taxonomy places the organism in Eukaryota, Metazoa, Arthropoda, Insecta, Diptera, Chironomidae. The record is from the annotation of a GenBank genome assembly.
CAUCAUCUUGGAAGACAGGAAAAAAAGGUAAAGAAAUUGUGAAAAUUCAAAGUAGAAAAUUAUUCUUUUAAAUAGAUUAGAGUAUGUCUAAUCAGCUAAAUUCGAGUCAAUUUCGAUGCUGUUUUGGAAUCCUUCAUGUUAAAACAGCUUGUAUCAUUAUCGGAGCAUGGCAUCUGAUUCUUAAUCUCUUUGCACUCACAUUACUCGGUAUUAUUGCUAAAAAUCCAGCAAUUAUACACCAUUCAAGUGAUAAUAAAUUGGAUGAUGAUGGCAUUGAUGCACUCCCAACACCAGUUUCUCGAAAUAUUCUCGAACAAGACCCGUAUAGAGAUCAUUCACUUAAUCAUAAUGACAUAGAUAUGGGCGGUCUAGUUUGCUUGUGCAUGAUUGCAAUAACGCUAAUGUUGAUUUACGGUGCAAUGAAGAACCGUCCGAGUCAUUUGCUGCCCUUCUUCUUCCUUCAAUUAUGUGAUUUUGCUAUAACAACUUUAAGUGCAGCUGGUUAUCUGUGCUACCUUCGUACAAUUCACAAAAUUAUUGAGAAUUCAAAACAUUUACCAUACAAAGAAGAACUAUUAAGAGUGGAUUCACAGACAUUAGGAAUCCUUGUAUUAUUCGCAUUUGUAUUUAUGGUCAUGCUUAAAGCAUACUGUAUUGGCAUUGUUUGGAGAUGCUACAAAUACUUGACAAUUCGUCAAAACGCCACAAUUUUAUCCUACAUUAUCCAAGAUCAACCAAUGAAUACAGAAAACCUGUACAAUUCAUUGCUCCCUGGCUAUGAGGAGGCACUUAAUAUGAAAGCACCACCAAGUUACGCUGCUGCAAUGCAGAGCCAUGAAAUUAUACCCACAUCUUCAGACAUGAAUCCACCAAGUUAUACGCAAGCUAUGACCAUACAAGAUAAUACAACAGAGGCUACAAAUACAAGACAACCUGGAGAAAGCUCUUCUACAUAAAUUAAUCGAAGAUAUAUCUUACAAAUUCUAUAUAUUUUUUUCAUUCCCACAAAAAUAAAAUUAAUCCCCUAUCCAAUGUAAUUUAUUGAUGAUCUUACUUUACUUUAGAUUCCUAGAUGAAUAAGUUUUAAAGCAGAAAUGUAGAUGGAAUAAAAAUCUUAAUUGAAUAUUAUUAUAUGUGAAAAGG